AUAAGAAGCGUAAAGUGCUUCUUCUGAGCUCGAGUUGCCGCUGCAAGUGAGAAACCCUAACCCUAGGUAGCUGAAAAUGCCGGCCGGCCAUGGUCUGAGAUCUAGAACCCGCGAUCUGUUUUCGAGGCCGUUCAGGAAGAAGGGUUAUAUCCCGCUCACCACCUAUCUGAGGACUUACAAGAUUGGGGAGUAUGUGGAUAUCAAGGUGAACGGAGCUGUCCACAAGGGUAUGCCCCACAAGUUCUACCAUGGCCGCACUGGUCGUGUCUGGAACGUCACCAAGCGCGCCAUUGGCGUCGAGGUCAACAAGCAGGUUGGGAAUAGGAUAAUCAGGAAGAGGAUCCAUGUUCGUGUGGAGCAUGUUCAGCCAUCUAGAUGCACCGAAGAAUUUCGAUUGAGGAAAGUGAAGAACGAUCAGCUAAAGGCAGAGGCUAAGGCAAGAGGAGAGGUCAUUAGUACAAAGAGGCAGCCAGAAGGUCCUAAGCCUGGCUUCAAGGUGGAAGGAGCUAAAUUGGAAACAGUUACUCCCAUUCCCUAUGAUGUUGUUAACGAUCUCAAGGGUGGCUAUUAGAGUUGUUCCUGUUUUUCCCUUUUUUUUUGUUUUUUUCUCUUUUUUUCUUUUACAUCUUCCUGUUUUUGCAACUGAUAGAGCUUAUUGGACAUGUUUAUGUUUUGAGUACAAUUUCAUUUGAAUAUGGAAUUGAUAAAAUCUUUGGAGGUACAUUUUUGUUUCAGACUGUUAACUUUAAUACUUAGUAAUAUGUUUGCUAUUGAAAAAUUAAAUUAUAAAUUUGUCUCUUUUGCCGUA
Ziziphus jujuba (common jujube) is the source of this 808-nucleotide messenger RNA. RefSeq names its product large ribosomal subunit protein eL21z/eL21y. The coding region runs from base 77 to 571 and encodes 164 amino acids. Gene Ontology annotation, biological process: translation. Gene Ontology annotation, cellular component: cytosolic large ribosomal subunit; ribosome. Gene Ontology annotation, molecular function: structural constituent of ribosome. NCBI's taxonomy places the organism in Eukaryota, Viridiplantae, Streptophyta, Magnoliopsida, Rosales, Rhamnaceae. The transcript is spliced from 2 exons. The record is from RefSeq and is a predicted model, not a curated record.